AUGCGACUUGCUGCACUAUCAGACAACGAUGCAAAUGAUUUAGAAAAGAUAUAUGAAGAGCCAACGAAAAUGCCACCAGGAGACCACCAGCUUCAGUCACCUUCUCAUAGAGGUGGCAUUUCAAGUGAUAUUGGGAGAGGGGUACCACUUCCGUCAAGAUUAUAUCUCGAAUUCGUUCUAGCAUGA
This is a messenger RNA of Funneliformis mosseae, 186 nucleotides long. Lineage: Eukaryota; Fungi; Glomeromycota; Glomeromycetes; Glomerales; Glomeraceae. The record is from the annotation of a GenBank genome assembly.